AUGCGCAUAACCGAAUUGCAAAAGAAGUACUCGUAUGCACACGGUAUCUCACGGUUUAUUAAUAUUCAUUACUGUCGUCUCUGGCAGCAUGGUAUCGUGCCCAUUGUAGAGCCUGAGAUCCUGCCUGAUGGUGACCACGACUUGAAGAGAUGCCAGUAUGUGACAGAGAAGGUUCUGGCGGCAGUGUACAAGGCUCUGUUGGACCACCACGUGUACCUGGAGGGAACGCUGCUAAAACCCAACAUGGUGACCGCUGGUCACUCUUGCUCCCACAAGUACGCUCCUCAGGAAAUUGCCAUGGCAACCGUCACCGCCCUGCGUCGCACGGUUCCCCCAGCAGUUCCCGGCAUCACCUUCCUGUCCGGAGGCCAGAGUGAGGAGGCCUCAAUCAAUCUGAGCGCCAUGAACCAGUGUCCCCUGAACAAACCCUGGGCCCUCACUUUCUCGUACGGCCGUGCCCUGCAAGCCUCCGCGCUCAAAGCCUGGGGCAAGAAGGAGAAUGGCAAGGCCUGCCAGGAGGAAUUUGUCAAAAGAGCCCUGAACAACAGCGCAGCUUCCAUCGGUAAAUAUGUCUCCAAAGGAGACACCGCAGCUGCAGCGGGAGAGUCUCUGUUUGUGGCCAACCACGCUUAUUAAAGAAACACGUCCACUGGAUCAUCUGUUCUGUCACC
Molecule: messenger RNA, 671 nt
Organism: Pimephales promelas (fathead minnow)
Lineage: Eukaryota; Metazoa; Chordata; Actinopteri; Cypriniformes; Leuciscidae
Source: RefSeq, a predicted model, not a curated record